UUCCGGCGUGUGGCUCAGCAGGGAUCAGAGAGGCGCGUCGACACCAUGAAGGCGCUCAUCCUCGUCGGAGGCUUCGGGACUCGCCUCCGCCCUCUCACGCUCAGCUUCCCCAAGCCCCUCGUGGAUUUCGCCAACAAGCCCAUGAUUCUGCACCAGAUUGAAGCUUUGAAGGAAGUUGGUGUGACAGAGGUUGUUCUAGCCAUCAACUACCGUCCAGAGGUCAUGAUUAACUUCCUGAAGGAUUUUGAGGAUAAGCUUGGCAUCACAAUCACGUGCUCCCAGGAAACCGAACCCUUGGGAACUGCUGGCCCUCUUGCCCUAGCGAGGGACAAGCUUCUGGAUGGAUCUGGCGAGCCGUUCUUUGUCCUCAACAGUGACGUCAUAAGUGAAUACCCAUUUGCUGAGCUCAUACAGUUUCACAAGAGCCAUGGUGGUGAGGCAACAAUCAUGGUCACCAAGGUGGAUGAACCAUCGAAAUAUGGUGUUGUGGUUAUGGACGACACGACUGGAGUGGUUGAAAAAUUUGUAGAGAAGCCAAAAAUAUUUGUAGGGAACAAGAUCAAUGCAGGAAUCUACUUGUUGAAUCCAUCAGUCCUGGACCGCAUCGAACUGAAGCCUACGUCAAUUGAGAAGGAGGUCUUCCCUCGAAUUGCAGCUGAUCAAAAGCUCUACGCUAUGGUCCUUCCAGGUUUUUGGAUGGAUAUUGGUCAGCCAAGGGACUACAUUACUGGCUUGCGCCUGUACCUAGAUUCGCUUAGGAAGAGAUCAGCUGCCAGGCUAGCCUCUGGAACCCAUGUCGUCGGGAACGUCCUGGUGCACGAGAGUGCCAAGAUUGGGGAGGGUUGUCUGAUUGGUCCUGAUGUUGCUAUUGGACCUGGCUGUGUUGUGGAGGAUGGCGUGAGGCUUUCCCGAUGCACGGUGAUGCGUGGUGCGCGUAUUAAGAAGCAUGCUUGCAUCUCAAACAGCAUUGUUGGAUGGCACUCGACUGUUGGAAAAUGGGCACGCAUAGAAAAUGUGACUAUCCUGGGAGAGGAUGUACAUGUAGGUGAUGAGGUCUACAGCAAUGGUGGUGUUGUUCUCCCACACAAAGAGAUUAAGUCGAGCAUCCUGAAGCCUGAGAUCGUCAUGUGAGCUCACCACUUUUGGUCAUGGUGCACAGAUGUUUAUUUAUGAACAAUGUCGCCUGGUGUUUUCUAGUGCAUACUGUAAACAGUUUGAUAUAUGUGGUAGUUGUGAGACUCGCUAAAUUGUUGACCAUGUAUGUGCAUCAGUCAUUUCCAGUGUUGUCUCAUCGAGGGUUCAGUAUGCGGAACGAUUGGGAUUGAUUAAGCUUCCAGCUUUAGGAUAGCUCUGUGGGGAUGUCGUCCUGUUUAUUUGUUUUCCUUGUUUACUGAAAGUGUAAUGACAAUGGCAUAGGGGGAAUAAAGAAGAGCAGUGUUUUCAGACUUAAA
This is a messenger RNA of Lolium rigidum, 1451 nucleotides long. Its product is annotated as probable mannose-1-phosphate guanylyltransferase 3. The record is from RefSeq and is a predicted model, not a curated record. Gene Ontology annotation, biological process: GDP-mannose biosynthetic process; cell wall mannoprotein biosynthetic process. Gene Ontology annotation, molecular function: GTP binding; mannose-1-phosphate guanylyltransferase (GTP) activity. The transcript is spliced from 4 exons. Lineage: Eukaryota; Viridiplantae; Streptophyta; Magnoliopsida; Poales; Poaceae. Gene Ontology annotation, cellular component: cytoplasm. Bases 46 to 1131 code for a protein of 361 amino acids.